CUUCAACUCAACCCUCCACAGCUCGCUAAACAGACUUUCUUGAUCGCCAUGUUAUGAUCUUGAUGCUUAAUAUAGACGCUUCAAGUCGCCGAAUAAACGAGGGUGGUUUCUCAUCAACCACUUCUUUGCGCCUUCGAAUCACACCGCUAUCAUGAUCGCUCCCAUCGCCUGGGCCUUCGUCGCCCUGGGCGCAUUAACGCCCCUCGUCACAGCGAAUCCAGAAGACGGCCUUCCCUCAUAUCACUACGGCGCUCCUAUUCCCGUAGAAUGCAUGAACCGUAACUCAGAAACUGGCGAACAUGUCGAAAACGAAAAGCACGAAAUCGAGUGGAAACCUUUCCCCAUCUGCAACGAAACCGGCCGCUCUCUUGAAUUCAACUACGGCACAGAAGGCGAAGUGAACUGCACGAUAGCUAUGAUCGACGACCCUUUCUUCCACCUCCUCGAAUUCUACAUCCACUCCGAUGCGCCUCUGUCAUGUCGUAUCCCUGCGCGUCCAGCGGCCGAAGUCGAAGUCGUUGGUGAGAAGGUCCCCGAGCGUGAAUACGUCCCUGUUGUUUUCGCGCUCGCGGGUACAUUACAGCUUAGCCAUAUACACAUCAGCACGCAUAUGAACGUGUUGCUACAUAGCACGCCGAAGCAUCAUACUCAUGUUCACGACAGUGGUGUUUUGGAUUCAGCGAUUGCGUAUAGUACCAGUCCUCUGCAUCAUUUACAGGGCUCGCAUACACGAAAAUUGGUCAUUGGCGAUCCAUUACCGUUGAGCCUCUCUGUGCGAUGGUUCCCUACACCGGCGCUGCCCAAGACAGAAGGAAAGGUAGAAUGGCAGGGCCUAGGUGGCCAUAUUUACGCGAGCACUGUGUUCUACAGUCUCGUGUCCUUUGGCGCUGGUGUGUUGUGUGCUACUAUGUACACUCUUGGUGUGAUUCUGCCCAGGAGGCUCAAAGGACGAGCUCUUGGGGGUGCGACACCAUUGGGAUAUGGAGUGAACACUAUGGGCAAUGGAUGGGGAUACUCGAAGCAGAAUAAGAGAAUGGACUGAAGUCCAGGUUCAUAUGUACAGUGCAUUUAUGGAGUCAGGGAUGGAUGUGGGAUUCUUGCAAUGUAGAACAGUAAUGGGAAAAGCCAGAGGCAACAGUCCACAUUGACUAUCUGUCAUAAAAGUGCCGUUUCGU
Molecule: messenger RNA, 1175 nt
Organism: Fusarium verticillioides 7600
Lineage: Eukaryota; Fungi; Ascomycota; Sordariomycetes; Hypocreales; Nectriaceae
Exons: 2
Coding region: 152-1042 (296 amino acids)
Source: RefSeq, a predicted model, not a curated record